Molecule: messenger RNA, 7269 nt
Organism: Plectropomus leopardus (leopard coralgrouper)
Lineage: Eukaryota; Metazoa; Chordata; Actinopteri; Perciformes; Serranidae
Gene: mettl21ca
Product: methyltransferase 21C, AARS1 lysine a
Source: RefSeq, a predicted model, not a curated record
GGUCUCCAGAUGCAGUGCGACGGCUCCCGAGAUCCUUCACUGGAACACAAAGCAGCAGCAGGCAGGUCAAAGGUCACAGGUCCAACACAAGAUUUUAUAUGGAUACUCUGUCCACAUGCUGUGUGGAGGAAACCAGUUAUAUGAGAGGUGAGGAGGAGGAGGAGGAGGAGGAGGAGGAAGAGGAGGAAGAUGGACAUGAAGAAAGAAAGAAGGAGAACAAAGAUAAAUCAGUCGUCCAGAAGCAGCAGAAACCGGCCUGGACUCCAUGUUUCUGCAAAACAGAUAGAGAGAUGUUCUGCUUUGUCGGACAGAAGAUUGUUAUUGAAGGUGCUCUUGACUCAUAUGCUGGCAUGAUAUGGCCGGCGGCUGUGUCUCUCUGUCACUACUUGGAUACUCAUCGUGAAGAGUUGAAUCUCGUGGACAAGGCGGUGCUGGAGAUCGGGGCAGGAACGGGCCUCGUGUCUAUUGUCGCUGUGCUCCUUGGUGCCUGGGUGACGUCCACAGACCUCCCAGAGGAGCUUAACAACCUGAGAGCCAACCUGUUCAGAAACACCAGGGGGAAAUGCAAAUAUACACCACAGGUGGCAGCUCUGUCCUGGGGCUACGACCUGGAGCACACCUACCCUACGUCCGUCUACCGGUACGACUACGUGCUGGCAACUGAUGUGGUCUACCAUCAUGACUAUCUGGACGAGCUCCUGGUCACCAUGAAGCAUUUCUGCAAACCGGGAACGGCAGUGAUCUGGGCCAACAAGGUGAGGUUUGAGACUGAUCUGACCUUCACUGAGAACUUUAAAAAGGCUUUUCACACGAGUCUGUUGGCUGAAGAUGCAGAGAUGAAGAUCUUCAUGGCGACGUGUAGAGAACAAGUCAAGGGAGAAGGUGAUCUGGAAAUUCAAGAUCUGCUGAGAGAGGAGGAAGAAGGAAGGGAGGAAGAGACAGAGAGCAAAGACGAGCUUGUAGAGGAGAAACACAAACAUGUUGAACUUCACCUCGUCAGUUUAGAAAAAAGGAAAGAAAACAAUGUAACAGAAGAACCUCAGGUGUCAGAGCCUGAAAGAGGUGAAGAUAAGGAAGAAAAAGAAAAGUAUAAUGGAGAGGAAGAGAUGGAGCAGAUGAUGGUCCACAAAGAUGACGACUAUAAAGAGGAUGAGGAGGAUAAACCAGAUUCAAGUUGUAGCAGCAGAGCCAGUGAUGAAGACGUCACAGAUCAGGCGUACAUCCAAACAGCUGAACAGCAGGACAGGACAGCAGCCUGGAUUCCCAGCAUUAAAAACUACUUUGGUAAAGAUGUCUACUAUUACGCAGGGCACGAGAUUGUCAUUCACGAGUCCAUAGACUCCUUUGGAGCAGUGAUGUGGCCGGCAGCGUUGGCUCUUUGCUCCUACCUGGAAAACAACAGGAAGAGGGUGAACCUGCAGGGAAAGGAGGUGCUGGAGCUGGGUGCAGGAACUGGACUGGUAACCAUUGUGGCCAGUCUGCUGGGAGCUUCAGUCACAGCCACAGACUUACCUGACGUGUUGGGUAACCUCCGGUCCAACGUGAUGAGGAACACCAGGGGACGAUGCAAAUACACACCUCAGGUGGAGGCUCUGUCCUGGGGCCACGACCUGGAGCGUAAGUACCCUCCGUCCCUUUACCGGUACGACUAUGUGCUCGCUGCUGAUGUGGUCUACCAUCACGACUACCUGGACGAGCUCCUGGUCACCAUGAAGCACUUUUGCAAACGAGGAACGACGGUGAUCUGGGCCAACAAGGUGAGGUUUGAGACUGAUCUGACCUUCACUGAGAACUUUAAAAAGGCUUUUCACACGAGUCUGCUGGCUGAAGAUGCAGAGAUGAAGAUCUUCAUGGGAACGUUCAAACACUGAGAGACAGAAAAGAUAUGGAAGGAUUAUUCAAUGGCCCCAACCAGACCAGGGGCCUCUGAGUAUCUGUUAAAAGUGACUAAUUAAUAUUGCUCUUUAGGAGGUCAGUAUCUGCCACUUUUGACUUUUACCCUGUUUAAUUUUUUAAUACAGCAGCAGUACAAUAGCUCAGCUUUAAGAAAAUUGAUCCUACAUCACAGCUUUCCUUUGAAUUCCUAUAUUUUGUGUAUUCAUUUGUAAAAUAUCAGUGAGGAGUCUGGAUCUGUAGUAGCAGGAUUUGUGGUGAAGUUUUUCCAUAGCUACUCCUUACGUCAAGCAUGAACAAAAUACUGAAUUUUAACCAUCAUCAGAACUGUAGAGUUAUGAUUAACCCUAAAAAAAAUUCUUUAAAGAUAAGAACAACCACAUUUCUCUACUGGACUGAUGCGAUGUAGAAAUGAGGGUCUUUACCAGUGAGCGCUCAGGGGCCCAUUGUGUUAUUAUGCACUCAGCACUUUUUAAACCUGUCAACACAAAAAAUAGUAAGAAGGGCAGCACAACAUCAGCUCUAGUUUAGUUCUUAUCUGGACACUCUGAUACCAUAUUUAUGACUUUAUGAAACAUCAUAAUUAGCCUGAAAAAGUCAAAUGAGAAUAGUUUCAAGGAUAGUUCAUUAGAAUCUAAUCAAAUAUAUCUCAGCACUCAAACGAUCUUUACAGUAGUUUCGUAAGGAACAAAUGCCAAACGUUUGGUGGCUGAGCCUCUCAAAUGUGCUGAUUUUUAUUGUCAUAUAUGAUAGCAACCUGACAGUCAUUACAUUUUGUACAGCUGUGGGACAAAAUGAGCAAUUUGACUUUAUCACAUUUUUAAUGAGAAAUUCAGGGCGUUUCACUAUUCUAUAUAUCUCAACAUGAAUGUGAAUGAGCCGGCGACUAGCAGCAGGCGUUGCUUACUUCAUAAGCUGCGCUAAACAAUUGCAAAAGUGCUGACAUAGCUAAUGGUGUAACUCAGGGAAGGCUGGGUGCUACACUUCUGCGACAACGCUGUCUCAAUAUCAGAUUCUACUGCCGUAUGAGUGGCGUGCAAAGCGACAGUAAUGAACUAGCCACUAACAUGCACUCGUACCCAGACCGGCUUUUCCCAACAAACCACAGAGAAGCUCAGAUUACAACAGACACACAGGUAGCGUGAGUUUAGUCUCUGCCACCAUAUCUUCACAUAGCAAAUACUUGUAGGUUGCUGAAUUAUCGAAGCUCUGAAUGUUGCAUACACAACCUUUAAAGACAAAAACGAUGAUCAGUUAAUUGAGAGAAUUAUUGUUAGUGGCAGCCUUUUCUCUGUAUUUCUCUCUGUUCUUUUCACAGUCAUGAAAUGUCCUGUUUUUGCUGGCAUAUGAAUUGUAAUAUUUUUUAAACAUUUCUAUUGUUUAAUACAGUAAAAUGACAAUGGAACAAAACCCCUUUAUUCCUUAAAUUCUUUCCUUUUUUUCUUGUCUGGCUAUUUAAACUGUAGAGGGCACUAAAAAGAGUGAAAUUGUUCACUUAAAAAAACCAAAAUAAAAAAUGAAAUUUGCACCCUGUUAACGUAUGUAAAAGUGAUGACCAGAGCACAUUUGAAUUCUUCCAAAUCAUUUUAUUCAGUGUCGGUUUCCUUGUUUGUGACUUAAUUCCACGUGACCACAAAAUAGUGUGACGGAAGCUCCGGUCUUUCCCACUUCAUUGAGGAAGAAUGGGUAUAAAAUAAUACUAAGAGCAUACAACCUUAUCUUGUAACAUUCUGUAAAAUAUUGGCAUUUACUAGAUUUUAUGACUACAAAUAUAAACACUCCACAUCCAGAAGAAGCAUUUCUGAAGUCUUUCCUGACACCAGCAGAGUGAGAGCAACAGAUACAGAGACGUCUGUUUGGUGCCAGAAAUGGACGGUACAGUCCUGUGGUGAAAGUUAAGGCCAUUUUUGGAGAGACUGUCAUUGGCAAACGCGUACUGUUGACAGCUGAACCCUGAACGCAACAUCCGCCUGAACAAAAACCCCAAACACAGGAAAAAGGAGAAAAAGGACAAAGAAGAAUAAAACAAAAGAUGCUAAAUGUAAAGACGAUGAGCUCUAAUACAGUUAAACCCAAACGACUCCAGUCGAGUAGAGCCCUGUGUGUUUGUAGAGGCCUCUGCAGAAGGUGAAUAUGAGUCACAGCUAAAAACAGAAAAACAAGGCAUCUUCACCCCUGGGUCAACAUGGGCUGUGACCACUGAUUCGCUGUUUGCACAAUCCUAUAAAAGAUUGUUUACUCCCAGGAGGAAAAAAAGGCCUCGGCUUGAAAGCAGCUGCUUUUACACUUAGGCAUGCACCUUCUGCUUGUGAGAGGAGGUAAAACAUAAUUUAGAGACGUGAUAUGUAGACCACUGGUCCUCACACAGGGUGUUAAAGGGAUAAGUCUUUUUCCUUCUUCUAUUCGUUAUUACUAUGUCCAAUUGUACAAUUUUCAGCCUUGUUUUCUUUGACAGUUAAACCAGCUUAACAUGGGGGAGAUCAUUCUUUGAUUAAACUGAAAUACUACAAACUGUAACAGGAAGCCACUUUUUUACAGGUCUACAAGUUAGAAAGGUUGAGACUGAUAAAUAUAAAAAGUGAAUCUGUAGUUUUUAUCUUCAGCAUUCUCCUCUCUUGCAGUGGUUUGUGAAAACAAACAGCAGCAUGAUUCAGGUGAGGCAUUUUAAAGGACAAUACCAGUGUUUUUGCACAUUUUUGUGAACCAAAUUUUUUUUAAACCAUUUAUAAAUGCAUGCAGUGCAGUUUUAUGUUCAACAGAUUGAUGCAUUUUUUCCUAGUUCUGUAUAGUCAUCAUUUUGCAUUAAUUUCCAUAUACAUGAAAAGAAUGGUUGACCUUUCAGGCUUGUUCAAAGAGUAACUACUACUGCACAUGUGAAAAAAAAACGUAUAAAGCCAUUUGUAGCUCCACAGGGAUCUGUACCAAGUCUGAUAAACUGUCUUUGUGAGUUGGGGCUUCACAAGUCAAAAAAAUAAAUAAAUAAAAGAAGCACCAGAUGUCUGUGGUGCUGCCACAUCGAUUUUGUUCUUUUACUUUUGAAAAACUGCUUAUCAUGAAAUCUGCAAUACUACAGGAGUGCAAUGCUAAAUUAUAAAAUAAAGUCAAAGUGAACAUCAAGUCUGCAUUGAUUUUUGUCAAAGUUGCAUUAUCUUUGCAGAGUAAAGCAUUAAAGACUUAACAUGAAUGUGCAAUUACUCUGCGUAGGUCUUUUUCACAGAGUACAUUUUGACUUGUCACAGAAGGAAACACAAAGGUGUAAAUAAAUAAAUGAAUGAUGGCUUACUUCCAUUUGGCUCCUUUGAUUUCAGGAUCCAGGUAUUGUGCAUGCUGGCUCAGCGUCUCUCUCACUGAAGCACUUGAACUAAACAGAGCCAUUGUUAUCAUUAUUGGCAACACCUGUGCUUUUCCUACAAGUCAAAAUGUUCGCUGUGAGAAAGGCCCAUCGCUAAACUGCAAGGCUGCAAUUCUGAUUAAAGUGAAAAUAAAGUUUUUUACUUCAACUUAUCAUUAUGAAGUAAAUGCUGCUUGCACACUGUAAAAUAAAGACACUAUCUGUGUUAAGAUUGGUUUCUUCUAAGCCUUCCUUUCACUGUGCAAUUCUGUCUGCCACUGGGAAAAUUACAGCUAGAUUCAAAGCACAAAGGAGGAGCAUUUUAUCUCCAGUUACCUAAAAAGAGUAUCAAUGCAAGUUAUUUUCUUUGUGGUUACUGUCCCCAGUGGUGGAAAAGGCUGAUGGUGGAACAACCGGAGUUUCUGUGGAAAUUAUGGUAACUGUUUGGCUCUGAGGAAAACAAAAAGCAAGCCGGUUGUCUUUGUGAACAAUAAUACCACUUAGAAACGCCAUGGCAGGGACGCUGAGAAGUUAACUGUUUCCACAUUAAAGGAAAAUUCUUUCAAAUCUGAGGUACAUCUAUGACAUUUAAUAUUCAUGACUAAACAAGCACUAAUCAAAAUUAAGUUUUGGAAAAUGUUAUUUAUCAUUUAUUACCAGUUUAAAAAAUUCAGCUAACCUGCUUCGUCUGGACUGUGAGGGUGCUGUUUAGUCAGUCGAUUUUAAUAGACAGUCGCAGCAUCAACAUACAACCCCAAAACUGUCAUUGCCUUUUGACUGAAAUAUUGUUUAAUCCUGAUUAGUGCUCAGAAAUAAUGUGCCGUACAACCUCAACUCACUGAGACUGCACAAACCGAAAUAAGUGUUGAUAUAGAACCACAGUUUUACCAUAUUUAAACAUGAGUACAUUAAAGGCCCUUACACAUUUCUCAGACUUGGUGUUCACCAUUGAGGUCUUUCUUUAUAUUCUAUUGAAAUGAAACAGUUGCCUAGAAAAAUCUAUUAAAAAAUAACAUCAUAUGCAAAAAGAUUAGCUGUUGUAAAGUUCUUUCGAUUUAUCAGAUAAAAAUACAAAACCACUGGCACGGUCCUUUAAAGUAAAUAAAAGUAUAGAAGAAAACAUAAAUCAUGCUUAACCCUCUCUAGUUGGCUCUCGUUUCAGUUCUAUAGGGAGAAAAUGUUCACGUACACACAAUAUGCUCACAAGUGACACUUAAAGUCGUUCACAAACACACACUCAUGAAAAGAACAACAGUGGAUCAUCGUCAUAAUCUUGUUUGGGAUUAAAAAUCUUUCAAAUUGAAACACACUAAAAUCUGCUUCCAAAUAAAACUGCUCUUCCUUACAUCCUAAAAGACAUGCAUAUAUGCAAAAUACAUCAAUUCGAAUAAUAUUUGUAUUAUAUACCUAUUGCAUCUUAAUAUCUUUUAUGUUAUGUGUGUAUGUACAUUUUAUGACACUGUGUACAAACGCAGCAUUUUUAAAUGCUGCAGAGAGACGUCUAAUACUGCGCGAACAUUUUACAAUGAAAACUGAACAUCCUUCCACUGCCCACGACUGCAUCUGGUAUGUAAGUGAGGUCUGUUGAGAUGGUCGUCAAAUGUGCUGCAUGGGUAACUGCAGUAUGAGGCGGGUGGCCAACACCUCUGGAGGUAAGCAGAAGCCGAGCAAGUGUGUAUGUGGCUUACUAUUACCUGACAAAUCACUGACGGCCUGCAUACAGUGUAGGACACGUCAUACUGCAGAUACCAGCUUUUUAGCAACAUUUGACACCAAAGGCUGAUGAUGGGUGAAAUGACCGCAAUGUUGGCUGACACUACUGAUUCUGCAGCCUCGCACUGGUUUUCAUCCCAUCAGAAAAAGGUAAGGUACAUGUAGGAAGGCACCUCAAUACUGUUUUGUGUUCUGCGUACACGAGUCAGAGCCUCAAACGACAGACAAACCCGGCCUGGCUGGAACAAUCAUAAAAACAAAGAGAAAAAGAUAUUAAGUUCUGUCUCCUUUUUUAAUUUAGGGAUCAGGCAGACUCUGCGUGCCUUCGGGUG